CACAACUUAGAGCUUGAAAACCAUCCUCAAAUUCGGGUGUACACGGCGAACAGGCUAUUCCAAGGCCUCAAUUCCGCUGUACCAGCCUCUACCUAUCACAAUAUGCUGUCCAGAGCAAUACGGCGUUCCCUCCUGGAGCCAGCGACCGCCGCGCUCCCACCAACCUUCCUCCUCCCCUUCCGCGCCCAUCUCUCAACCCAACCGCACAGCACCAGCACAACAUCAACCGACCCAUCAACCCUCUCAUCGCCACUCCACAGCGGCAAAAAUGCCGCCAGCGCAUCCUCCGCAAAAGCAACCGCCCGCAACAAUGAGCGUCUCGGACCCCUAGCCGACGGCUCACAAGGCAUCUCAGUCCCCAGGACCACCCUACCACUACCAUCAUCCACACCCACACAGCGCAGCAGCACUGUAGAUCUACACGAGUCCAUCCACUCCAUGCUCCCCUUGCUACGCGCCCAACCGCCGUACUACAUCCAGGUGCAGAUCCACGGCAAGAACUACCUGCUCACGGCCGGCGACGAGCUGCGUCUGCCGUUCCUGAUGCCAGAUGUGUCGCCCGGCGACGUGCUGCGGCUGAACCGCGCGACGCACAUUGGCUCGCGGGAUUUCACGCUGCGGGCUGCGGCGAGCAAAAAGGGGACGCGGGUCGCGCCGAAGGUGACGCGGUAUCUGGACGAGCGGUUGUUUGUGUGUCGGGCUACGGUGAUGGGGGUGGAUAGCGAGCCGAUGCGGUUUCUGGAGAAGACGAAGAGGAGGCAGAGGCAUGUUAAGACGGUGAAGAGUAAGCAUCGGUUCACGGUGCUGCGGAUUGGGGAGGUUACGGUCAAGUCGGUGGAGGAUGCUGAGCGGGCGAAUGCGGAGGAGCCGUUGAGUGGUGAUUCGAUCUUUGGGAUGGAGGAGGAUGUUGAUGAUGUGCAGCAGACUGUGGUGGAAAUGAAUCAGAGGAAUGGGAGAUCGGCUAUUUAAGAACCUGGACGUGCGGAUGUAUAAAUUGUAUUAUAUGGUACAAUGCCAGUAGAAUACCACCACGAGGUUGCAUUACUGCAGCGUUGACCUCGAUUCUUUUG
Messenger RNA from Pseudovirgaria hyperparasitica, 1070 nucleotides. RefSeq lists its product as uncharacterized. The transcript has a single exon. Gene Ontology annotation, molecular function: structural constituent of ribosome. NCBI's taxonomy places the organism in Eukaryota, Fungi, Ascomycota, Dothideomycetes, Acrospermales, Acrospermaceae. The record is from RefSeq and is a predicted model, not a curated record. The coding region runs from base 103 to 969 and encodes 288 amino acids. Gene Ontology annotation, cellular component: mitochondrial large ribosomal subunit; ribosome.